Messenger RNA from Arabis nemorensis, 1065 nucleotides. The record is from the annotation of a GenBank genome assembly. Lineage: Eukaryota; Viridiplantae; Streptophyta; Magnoliopsida; Brassicales; Brassicaceae.
AUGUCUCAGCUUUUUGGCCGAAUCUCGAGAAACCUCUGUUCCCGGCGGUCGGAAUUCUCGACGGCGACGACACCAUACCUGCUUCUGGGCAGCGACAUUGUCGGCGAUUCUCCUUGCGGCGGUAAAGUGGUCAACUUUAACCUCUACGAUCCAAGGAAGCAAGAACAAGUGAAGAGCGAAAACCAGAUUGUGUCGAAGGAGGUCCAUGAAUCUCGAAAGAUAGGAUCAUCAAGAGGAUGGCUAGCUUCGAUGAACAAGAAAGAUUCCACAGUGCAUCUCACCAACACGAAGACGACUAUAUCUCUACCUCCAUUAACCAGAGACAAAUUCGAACCUCUUGUUAAUGUCUCUGUCUCCUCUGCAAACGAAGACUUUGUAAUCGCCGUCAAGUUUUACGGCUCUAGACUCUGUCUUUGCCGAGUCGGUGACUCUGAGUGGACUCGCGUCGACGUGCCUUGUCCAUCUUUCCACUCUUCUACUGUCAUGUUCUCGGAGAGAGACCGGAGAUUCUACUUGAACAAUUGCAACCCUGACUACACCGGUCCAACCGAUUUCACUCCCGGUUCACUCACUCCGGUUUGUGGCUACAAGAGAUUCUUCUUCUCUAACUUUCCAUCUGAAAUGCCAGAAAUGCGCCACUCUCGUUUCAGGAUCCAACAGCAACUAGUCGAGUCAUCUUCUUCGGGCCAAUCCUUCAUCGUUUGUUGGUUUGUGGAGAGAUGUACAAACAAAGGAGAAGUUGUGCCAUGGGAAGACAAAAGUUACAACAAGAAAGACCUUUGCAAGAAGACUCACAAGAUCAUGGUGUUUAGGCAAGAUCAAGAGCAAGGGGUUGGUCCUUACACUGAUGAUAUUGGCGAUCUCUGCAUUUUCUUAGGCGACAAUGAAGCUUUCUGUCUCUCUUCCAAGGACUACCCUGGUCUUAACCCUAACUCGGUCUACUUUGCUGGCCAUGGUUCCGGUUUUGGUGUCUGCGAUCUCGCCUCUCGCACCAUCCGUCGUUAUCUAUCUGACUCUACUCCACCACGUGGUCGCUUGUUUUGGAUUCCUCCCACGCCCCCGUAG